CGGGAUAACUGGCACAAGCGCCGCAAAACCGGGGGUAAAAGGAAACCCUACCACAAGAAGCGGAAGUAUGAGCUGGGACGCCCUGCCGCCAACACGAAGAUCGGCCCCCGUCGCAUACACACAGUCCGAGUUCGGGGUGGCAACAAGAAAUACCGUGCUCUGAGGCUGGAUGUGGGCAACUUUUCCUGGGAAUCCCAUUAUGCACUGCCCCUGGGCCGCAAGAAGGGGGCCAAGCUGACUCCUGAGGAGGAAGAGAUUUUAAACAAAAAGCGAUCCAAGAAAAUUCAGAAGAAAUAUGAUGAAAGAAAAAAGAAUGCCAAAAUCAGCAGUCUAUUAGAGGAGCAAUUCCAACAAGGGAA
Molecule: messenger RNA, 359 nt
Organism: Dipodomys ordii (Ord's kangaroo rat)
Lineage: Eukaryota; Metazoa; Chordata; Mammalia; Rodentia; Heteromyidae
Product: 40S ribosomal protein S8-like
Exons: 4
Biological process (GO): translation; maturation of SSU-rRNA from tricistronic rRNA transcript (SSU-rRNA, 5.8S rRNA, LSU-rRNA)
Cellular component (GO): ribosome; cytosolic small ribosomal subunit
Molecular function (GO): structural constituent of ribosome
Source: RefSeq, a predicted model, not a curated record